GCGUAAUGUUGCGUACUACACUCUCUAUAACUCGAUAAGAUCAUUAGUUCUCUGAACAGUGUUUUGUGCUCUAUAAUGUCCAUUUUGGACCAAGCAAGGACUUUACCACAUAUGCAAAGCAUGCCGCCAGGAUCUCAGCCACUGUUGCCACCUCAUAACAUAGACGGGUCGCCCAACUCUGAAGUUCUAUUGGCGCUUUUGGCCAGAAACAAAGCGCUUGAAGGCCACCGAAGCCGAGCACUGAAAAAUGUAUGGAAGGUUGAAUGGAAAAGAUUCGCACAAAGAGAAAUACGGGGCCGGGGAAUUGGGGCCUCUGCUCUGGCAAUUUUAAUUUGGCUUCCAGCUUUAGAUCUUUUAUUAGCAAAAAGGAAAAUGGAAUUAUAA
Messenger RNA from Brassicogethes aeneus, 384 nucleotides. Lineage: Eukaryota; Metazoa; Arthropoda; Insecta; Coleoptera; Nitidulidae. The record is from the annotation of a GenBank genome assembly.